Exophiala viscosa is the source of this 1660-nucleotide messenger RNA. RefSeq names its product putative alcohol dehydrogenase. NCBI's taxonomy places the organism in Eukaryota, Fungi, Ascomycota, Eurotiomycetes, Chaetothyriales, Herpotrichiellaceae. The coding region runs from base 111 to 1250 and encodes 379 amino acids. The record is from RefSeq and is a predicted model, not a curated record. Gene Ontology annotation, molecular function: oxidoreductase activity. The transcript is spliced from 4 exons.
AAGCAUUUGCACUGGUUAUUUGAAAGGGUUGUGCAAUCGCCUUAGAGUCCUGAAAAACACGAAAUCUCCCGGAGGUCGACGGCUACGCAAAUUUGAAAGGGGACCAAAUCAUGGGCUCGUUGUCGGAAACACCCAUAACUACCAAAGCACUUGUUGUUGAAAAGCCUGGUGCACCGUUCGUCGUGGAGGACGUUGUCUUGGACAAACUACGCGACAAUGAGCUUCUUGUCGACAUCAAAUACGCUGGACUAUGCCACACUGACCUUGUGAUACAACAUGGGAAGAUGCCAAUCGGGGGAUUUCCGGUCGUGGCCGGACAUGAGGGUGCUGGAAUCAUCGUCGAGCUCGGCCGUGGGCUGGGGAGCUCAGGGCUGAAAGUAGGUGAUCGGGUGUUGCUUGGUUUCGCCUCCUGCAUGAGCUGUAGAGGAUGUGAGGACGGUAGCAAAGGAGCCUGCGACAAUAUCGCUCUAACCAACUUCGGAGGGACGAGAGGACUUGAGGAUACUUCUAUCCGCCGUCCCAAUGGCGCAUUUAUCAGAGGCUCUGUAUUUGGUCAGUCGUCUUUCUCCAAGCUGGCGGUUUGCGAUGUCAGAGCUGCGGUCAAGUAUCCUGGUCCGGUCGAAGAUUUGGCAUUUUUGGCUCCGCUGGGAUGCGGUUUCAUGACAGGCGCGGGUACAUUGCUCGAUGUGUUGAAACCGAAGACGAGCAAUAGUGUCGCCAUUCUCGGGCUGGGUGCCGUCGGCCUUACCGCUCUCAUGGCGGCAAAAAGCCUGAAUGUUGCUGAAAUUAUCGCGAUUGAUAUUGUCGAAUCAAGGCUGGAGCUGGCGAAAUCCCUGGGAGCAACCCACGCAUUGAAUGGAAAGAGCUACAAGGAUGUUGAAGCUGCCAUUCGAGAGACCGCCGCACGUGGUGUCGAUUUCAUAGUUGAUACCACGGGAGCCACCUCAAUGAUCAACAGUGGCAUCAAAGCGCUUGCUCAACAGGGCACAUUUGCCAUUGUCGGAACCCCUGUGCCUGGGGAGCAUCUCAGUGUUGAGGCGAUGGAUAUGCUUAUUCACUGCAAGAAAAUCAUCGGAGUCACUGGGGCCUAUGCUAACCCACAAGAGCUUAUACCGCGGCUUGUGAAAAUGCAUCAGGAUGGAUUGUUGCCUAUCGAAGGCUUGUGCAAGUCCUAUCCUCCAACGGACAUCGACCAGGCAAUCAACGACAUGAAAUCGGGAAAGGUAAUCAAGCCAGUAUUGGCUUGGUAGAACUGUCCUCGAGCAACGCCUUUGCAUGCUACAUGAUUGAACUUACGCCACGGCAAAGCGGUGUAGUGCUCUGCACCGCCCGUCGAACGUUGCUUAUACAGGUGGUCAACAGCAGCUGGGAGCCUGCUUUGGGUCCGGUGAUAGCCGUACUAAACCUGCUCUAAUCCAGCUACUACUGUCGCGAGGCAGUCACUCAAGCCUACACUUGCGCUAAGAUGACCCUAGCAUAUCACCACAAAUUGGUUCUCGCUACCCGAAAUGCUGCCAGCACAACAUGAGUAAGAUAACAAUGGCGAUUGGAGGGUUGGCGAAUACCAUGCAGGUCCACGCCUACCGUCACAGAGAUUAUCGGCCUCCUAUACUACAAAAUAUUUACCCUUGCGGUUACCCCAGACUUUCCAAGACCUUUC